AUGGCCCUGGGUUUCUUAUUGGACGAAACCGAUCGGGUGUUCCUGGAAUCUUGUAUCCGUGAUGGUCAAUCGGAUUUUGACUUUUCUCUGACGCAUUCCCCUGACAGCACUGGCAUUGGUGGGGAAGGUCGGGUUCUCGUGCACGGGCAAGGUCUUAGCUGCAGCCUGCUAGCCCAGGACAGUAUCAUUCUCGCAGAAUACUCCGAAACAGCAAAAGCAAAAAGCCGUCAGGCGUACGGGGACAUGAUGGGAGACUCUCGAGUGUCUCCGCACUCUGUGACCUUACGUAUGAUGCAGCGGCAAGUGGAGAAGGACUCAAUAGACUGGAAAAUGCACAUGCAUGACAACUCUAUGCUGGAAAGAUUAAUAUUGUGGCUUUAUAACUCAGGGAAUCUGACGCGCAGAUACUCAGACAAAGGUCCACGACUCCAAGCGUGUGUUGUGCAAUCCAUCUCGUAUGUUAGAUUACAAGCAUCUGCCCCGAAGAGGGUGGCCGUUGGUGUUGGGCUCACCUAUUAUUUACUCCGAAGUACGCUGCAUCAGCCCGUCCCUGCACAAUACAUACAGAAGACUACGGAGUCCUGCUCCGUGGAAACUGGCGUGGUUGAAGCUCGGGAUUUGGGGACAUACGAGCAGACGGCCGCUCUCUCCAAUUCGGAAAAGGAGUGCGAGAAGCCCUCCUCUCUCCACGAAAUACGGGCGGCUCCCCCUUUCCCUGGACUGGAGCUAGGCGAUGGCCCAUGUGCUCCCACUUGCCACCAGCGUGCCAAGCGCCAACAGGCGCGCACGGAGUCGUUGAUCCAUGAAUUAUGA
Molecule: messenger RNA, 813 nt
Organism: Rasamsonia emersonii CBS 393.64
Lineage: Eukaryota; Fungi; Ascomycota; Eurotiomycetes; Eurotiales; Trichocomaceae
Exons: 7
Coding region: 1-813 (270 amino acids)
Source: RefSeq, a predicted model, not a curated record